Molecule: messenger RNA, 930 nt
Organism: Corylus avellana
Lineage: Eukaryota; Viridiplantae; Streptophyta; Magnoliopsida; Fagales; Betulaceae
Source: RefSeq, a predicted model, not a curated record
AUGGAGGCAAAUUCUCUGAUUCAUAAACCCAAAAAGCAGAAACUGAAUGAAGAACAAGGCAUUUAUGGGAACAGAGAAAGCUUAAUUAGUAAAUUACCUGAUGAUGUUCUUCUACACAUCCUUUCCUUUCUUUCCACGAAAAGUAUUAUUAGGACGAGUGUACUUUCUAAAAGGUGGGAAUUCCUUUGGACUUCUAUUCCCAAUCUAUAUUUUGGAAAACCUUUGCCUGCUAAUAGAACACUUCACAUGAAUUUUGUGGAAAGAGCGCUCUAUCUUCGGGACGACUCUGAUAUAAAAGGAUUCUUUCUCAACAUUGACGUGCAAUGUGAUGUAUCUCGUGUUAAGUCAUGGAUCACUGCUGCAGUAAGGCAUAAUGUUCAAAAUUUGCAUAUCCGCCUUCAGGACUUGGAAGGACAAUUUUCAUUGCCUCAGAGUGUGUUUACUUGUGACACACUGAAAUGCUUAGUCCUUGAUAUUCCAUGUAUCCUCCAAGUUCCUCCUAUAAACUGUCUCUCAAAUCUAAUUGUGUUAAGACUUGAAAGUGUUACAUUUUCUGAUGAUUACACAACCCAGCAGCUCUUUUCUGGUUUGCCAAUCCUUGAGGUGUUGUAUUUAAUGGAAUGCAGAUGGGGGUGUCUCAAAGUUUUGAGGAUUUCUGCCCCCAAGCUUCAUUCUCUAACCAUAACUGAAGCUGAUCUGUGGAAACUGAGUGAUUGUGAUGGUCUGAGUGAUUGUGAUGAUCACCGUGAUUUUGAAGGUUGUCGUAUUAUGAUUUUUGGAGCUAAUAUCAAAUGUUUUUUUUACACCGGUGAAUUCUUAAAUGAAUAUUGGUUGUACAACUCAUUCUCACUAGAAAGGAAAUUGAUGUUACUCAGUCUAAUGUUUCUUACUGUUAUAAGAGGACAAGACAAGUUGCUUACCGCAUGCUGA